Messenger RNA from Lotus japonicus, 1246 nucleotides. Its product is annotated as ABC transporter I family member 17. The transcript has 4 exons. Lineage: Eukaryota; Viridiplantae; Streptophyta; Magnoliopsida; Fabales; Fabaceae. Gene Ontology annotation, biological process: phosphate ion transmembrane transport. The record is from RefSeq and is a predicted model, not a curated record. Gene Ontology annotation, cellular component: membrane. Gene Ontology annotation, molecular function: phosphate transmembrane transporter activity; ATP hydrolysis activity; ATP binding. Bases 144 to 935 code for a protein of 263 amino acids.
UAAUGAAUCGAUUCUGACUCGGUGAAGAAUGAGAAUCAGAAUGAGACAUGACCGGGGAAGGCUGUUUCUGGUCUCUAUAUAUAUGAAUAUAUGAUCAUCUCCUUGUGGCGUGGCGUGGCUUCUUCAUUUACAAUCCCCUAAUCAUGUCUUCUCUCUUAGAUGAUUGCAGAGAGCACUUGGUGCAGGUGGAUGGCUACGCUGCUAAUGGAAACGCCACCAAACCCAAAUUCCACAUAACCAAUCUCACCAAAUUCUCCGACGAUGGGGUUCCCAUACUCAAAGGCAUCCACCUUGACAUCCCAAAGGGUGUCAUCGUUGGGGUCAUAGGCCCAAGUGGCAGCGGAAAGUCAACGCUCUUGAGGGCCCUUAACCGUCUCUGGGAGCCACCCUCCGCCUCCGUCUUCCUCGACGCCCGCGACAUCUGCCAUCUCGACGUUCUCUCCCUCCGCCGCAAGGUUGGGAUGCUCUUUCAGCUCCCUGCCCUCUUUGAAGGCACGGUUGCAGACAAUGUGAGGUAUGGCCCGCAACUAAGAGGACAGAAGCUAACCGAUGAUGAGGUCCGUAAGUUGCUCAUAAUGGCUGACCUCGAUGCUUCUUUCAUGGAUAAAUCUGGUGCUGAGCUCUCUGUGGGUCAAGCUCAGAGAGUUGCACUUGCCAGGACUUUAGCAAAUUCACCAGAGGUUUUGCUGUUGGAUGAGCCAACUAGUGCCUUAGAUCCAAUAUCCACAGAGAAUAUUGAGGAGGCCCUGAUGAAGCUGAAUAAGAAUCAGGGCAUGACACUGAUCAUGGUCUCUCACAGCAUCAAACAAAUCCAGAGGAUAGCUGACAUUGUGUGCCUGCUUGUUGAUGGUGAAAUUGUUGAAGUUCUGGAGCCUCAUAAACUCUCUGAAGCCAAACAUCCCAUGGCACAAAGGUUCCUUGAACUAAGUUCUUAGAGUUAGGCUUGUAAAUUGAUGUCUUAAAGCCAUGAUGAUCUACGGGCUGCAGAGGCGGUUGAUGGUCCAAAUUCCUACUUUAUCAGCAAUGUUGAGUUGACAUUGGAAAAUGUCAAUAAAUUCUAUGUGUAGUUCUCAAGGCAUGUUGAUGACAUUCUAAGUUGAUAUAGGAAUGUGAUAUUGGAGGAUGUCAUCAAACCUGCAAUAAUUCUAGAUGUCAACAUAUGCUCAAAGAAUAGCUACACAAAUCAUUUGCUUGUAGUGUGUUAUAUGUAAUAAUGGGAAUGAUAAAUACAUGUACUUUUGUUGGA